GACAAAGGUAGCAGAACAGCAUAUAUUACAGCAUGGCGACGGGAAGGCUUCCUGUCUGUGUACUACUGCUGAUACUAUCCCUGUGUGUUGUCAAUAUAGAGUCAUGGCUAUUUGAACAGCGAUCCCGUCAGGUCGUUGAUAAUAUCCGAAAUUAUGUGAACAAGAUAAUGUAUGGCAAAGACACACACGUAAUUGAAGAAACUAUACACUCUAGGGGGAAACGAGCUCCGAAAUGUGCACUCACUGAUAUAGUCUAUCAAGACAACUGCUACAGAUUGGUCGCAAGUGUUUCUGUUGACUUCGACGAUGCUAUCGCGGGAUGUGCAGCAAUAACAACUGGUGACUUCCAGCUUGCAAGCGUCUUGACUUCUGAUGAGCUAGACCAUCUACGAAAUAACUUGCCAGAUGGAGACUUUUGGGUAGGUGCAGAUGGCAGGGCAGGGAGUGUUCCAGGUCAGGUGCAAACCAAUUGGGCGUGGGUAAAUGGUGAUUCUUGGCCGGCAGACGCUCUAACCUGGCUUUGGUCUCCGGGUAGACCCGAAGUCGGGAGUGGUAACGAUUUCUGCGGAUUUCUGAAAAAGAAAAAUAAUUACAACCUGGAGGACACACCCUGCUCAGAUGAACGUGGUUAUAUAUGUAAAGGCGAAAAUCAUGCUGUGCAGCCACCAACAGGUCCUUCCGAUUUUGGAGAUUGCGUUUGCAGCGGUUGGGGAGAACCUCACUAUACCACAUUUGAUGGUCAUCAUUUCGACUUCCAAGGACAGUGCAGUUACACAAUGGUUAUAGACCAAAGCGUAGGCGGGCCAGAGUUUGAGAUCGAGGCAGUUAAUCGGCCUACGGUACCAGGGGCACUUGUCACGUUAAUCGAUCACAUAAUAGUUCGGGUAGAUGGUCACGUGAUAGAGUUGCAUCCUGGAGAACAAGUUAAGGUUGACGACACACUUGUUACAUUACCUUAUUUUGCAUUAUCGCCCAUAAGUAUCAUUCUUUCCGGUAAAUUUCUAUACUUGACGUAUCCGGGAAAGUUUUGGGUUUCAUUCUGGGCCGAGAUAGGCGAUGUGACUAGCUCUGCGCUAUUCGGAGUUCACGAUGACUACCAGGGACUCACGGGAGGUUUAUGUGGCAGCUGUGAUUCAAACGUCAACAAUGACUUACUCAAACCUGACGGGCAGCUAGCAGCUACCGACUUGGAGUUCGGAGAUAGUUGGAAGACUCAGACAAGUAUUGACGAAGAGUGCCCGGAUACAGAACCACCAAUAGAUUGCGAACCUGACGAAAUAGCUCGUAUCUCUGACAUCGGGCUCUGCGGUAUGAUAACUGACCCUAAUGGAGUGUUCGCACCAUGUCACUCGGUCGACGCUACGUCGGUGGAUUUUUAUUUUGACGCGUGUGUAUUUGAUUUGUGCUUCGCUGGUGAUGACCUGCUAUGCGACGCACUGACUGCCUAUUUUGACUUCUGUCUAAUGCAUAAUAUCCAGCUGCAGCCUUUCAGAACCGCCACGUUCUGUCCUCUUCCUUGUCCACCAAACAGCGCUUACAACCCAUGCAUGACACCAUGUCCAGAAACUUGUUUAUUUGCCGAAAGCUGCGCUGGCGAGCCCUGCGUUGAAGGAUGUGAAUGUGAUAAUGGGUACGUUUUGAGCGGAAAUAUAUGUUUAUUAGAGACAAAUUGUGGAUGCUUUGAUUCUGACGAUCUUUAUCACCAGCCGGGAGAAGAAUGGAUCACCGCAGACUGCUCCGAGUUGUGUACUUGCACUGAGAACGAUCAAUAUUCCUGUGUUGCAUUUGGCUGUGUCGGAAUCCGAGAAAUCUGUGACGUUCAAGACGGAGUGCGGGGAUGUUAUUGCGAGGAAGGAUAUGAACGCGAUGUGAAUGGCGAUUGUAAAGACGCGGAAAACCCCGUUAUAACAUGCAAUGCACCGGACGCGAACUCCAUAGUUGAUUGUGACAACGAUGGUUUCGAACCUGUCACAUUUGAUGUAACAGCCACCGACAACAUUGCCAUUCUAUCUAUAGUAUGCACUCCCGACGACUCGGCACCUUUUUCUGUUGCCGGAUCCCCUCACUCUGUAACAUGCGUCGCAACCGAUACCUCAGGAAAUACUGACGAGUGUACGUUUGACGUUGUCGUCAACGCAGAUGAGAUUGAUCCUGUGUUCGACACGACUUUGGCCGACACGACGAUUCCGGGCGGCGAUUGCGGGCCAGGUACAUAUACUUAUGACACUCCGACUGUGAGCGACAACUGUCCAAACAGCCAAGUGUCAUGUUCACCAACUUCACCAAGUGACUUCGGUUGUGGACCACAUACAAUAACUUGCACCGCAACAGAUGCCUCGGGAAAUGUUGCGACAGACGAAUCUGUCGUUACAGUGGAAUGCACUGAUUCAGAGGGUCCAACUAUUGAGCUGACUGUGAAUGAAGUGUGUGGGUGUGAUGAUGGCGACCCAGUAACUUUCACAGCCACGGCAUCCGAUAACUGCGACGGCGCUGGUGUGCCUGUUACAUGUACACCCAGUUCUGGUGGUUCUUUCAAUUGUGGCCCGAAUACAGUCUCUUGUACAGCAACGGAUGGUUCUGGUAAUCCGACAACACAAGAUUUCACAGUCAACCUCGAGUGCGAUAUCACCCCUCCAGUUGUGAUUCCACCUACGGAUAAGGAAGUCGUAAACUGUGACGUCAGUUCGACGACUGUCGUUGAUUAUAUUAUCGACGCUAGCGACGAUUGUUCUUCAACCUUGACCUAUGAUUGCGGUUCCUUUAAUUCCGGUGCAGACUUUCCAUGUGGCUCAACAUUGGUAACAUGCAUCGUGUCGGACGAAUGUGGAAACGAGGCUACCCCGGUGACGUUUAACGUUGUUGUAAUAUGUGAUACCGAGAUCCCAAUUUUUCCGGACAGGCCCCAUAUAAAAACAUGGACUUGCGAUUCCGAGAUAAUAGUUGACUUUGAUAUACCAGAAGCCUCAGAUGACUCUGGAUAUGUGACUAUUACAUGUGACCAUCAACCAGGUGAAUUGUAUGGAUGUGGAAACACGCGGGUACGAUGUACUGCAACAGACGUGUGUGGAAAAAUCAAAAAGCAAGACUGGCUUGUCUCAGUGCAAUGCGCUCCCAAAAUAGUUGGAAAAGGAAGACCGAAAAGGGAUACUUGUGCAGCUGAUGGAAUGAUAGUGGACCUUACUGGUUAUAACGCUCAAAAUGAGGCUGGUGACCCAAUUGAUUACACCUGUGAUAUUCCACUUCUGGGCCAGUUCUUCCCAUGCGGUGUCACGCGUAUCACUUGUAUAACUGAAGUAGGCCUAUGCGGGCGUACUGGAACUAAACGCAUCGAUUUGGAGGUCACGUGCGAUCCCGACCCACCGGUUAUCACAUAUUCCGACAUUUCAACACUCAGUUGCAAUGGAAUUGACGCAGUUGUACCGACGUUAGUGACAGCCAUUGACGCGAAUGAUGGUGCCGUAACACCAAUCUGUACACCGUCUGAAGGUACUUCUUUCACGUGUGGAGAUACACCAGUUCAGUGUACGGCGACCGAUGAAUGUGGCAAUGAAGCGGUGGUGGAUUUGACAGUUACCGUUAUUUGUGAUUCAUCACAGGGUCCACAGGUUAUUGUACCUGAGGAUAUCAGUAAAGACACAUGUUCACCAACCGGAGAUUAUGUAGAUUUUACCGUAUCGGCUACACACGAAUCCGAUUUCCCGUUAUCAGUCAGCUGCGAUGCUGAUGUGGAAACAUUGUUUCCCUGUGGGCAAACCACCGUGACUUGCGAGGCCACCGAUGAGUGUGGGGUGACUGGUUACAACUCGUUUGUCGUGACGAUCACGUGCGAUACGACGUAUCCAGUAUUCACAAAAUGUAACCCCGAGGUGUUCGCCCAGGAUCUUGACAGAAAUGACGAAGAGGAAGUUGCGUAUGCACCGGAGGCCGAAGACGAGUGCGGCAUAUUUUUAUACGAAUGCACUCCACCAAGCCCUAGCAUAUUCCCAUGCGGAACUCACGAUGUGAGCUGUACAGCCACUGAUCCAUUUGGAAACUCUGAUACUUGUUUCUUCACCGUCACCGUGACAUGUGACCCGGAUGCUCCAGUAAUAAUCUGCAACGACGUGGAUGCCGUUGACUGUGAUCUCGAUGGUGAAUUUGUCGACUAUGACGUCACUGCAGAGAGUGCUUUGGGAGUACCAUUAACACCAGUAUGUACCCCUCCAGAAGACACAACCGUAUUCCUCGUUGGGCCACCCACCUUGGUGUCUUGUUCCGCUACCGAUGAUAAUGGGAAAAUAUCCAAAUGUAACUUUUUUGUUGACGUUCAGACAGAUAAUGUAGACCCCGAAUUCACAGAGCCACUAACGGUACAGGCUGCUUCGUCAGAUACUUGUGCCGGGGCUAUAGUAACUUACACAUUACCGUCUGCGAGCGAUGACUGUGGAACACCGACUGUAGAAUGUGGACCAGUCUCUGGGUCACUUCUUCCAUGUGGUGGAACAACGAUCACCUGUAUUGCAACAGAUAUAAACGACAAUACGAACAUAUUGGAGGGUCUAGCCGGCGUAAACUGCAAUGUUCCAGGGCCAGAUAUCCAAUGUCCGGCAAAUAUCAUAGUGACAGAUGAAGAUAAGGACCUCGCCGAAACUGUGGAAUUCGAGGCAGUUGCAACUGGGACAUGUAGUACUCCAACAAUUUCAUGUACAUACGAAAGUCCAAAUGACUUUUCAUGCGGGCCUACGGUCGUCACAUGUACAGCUACUGAUGAAGUGGCUGCGCUUUCAGCAGAGUGCUCUUUCAGCGUGUUCGUUAUUUGCGACAAUGGUCCGCCGAUAUUGUCAUGUCCACCAAUCAGCGUCAUAGCCUGCGAUCAAGAAGGAGUACCCGUUGCCUACAGUGUUGAAGCAUUCGAUGAUGAUGGAUCCACUCUUGACUACACCUGCGAUAUUGCAGAUGGCUCCGUGUUUCUUCCCGGGGCAUACGUUGUAACUUGCUCAACAACCGAUCCCGCUGGUAACAGUGCAGCUUGCAAUUUCACAGUUGAUAUCAUCCCAGAUAAUCAGCCCCCAGUGUUCAUCAAUGUUCUUAACAUAACCAGUGAUGUGUCUCCGACGUGCGAAGAUAAAGCAGUCACGUACGAUAUCCCGACUGCGAUAGACAACUGUGGGGCAGUCACUGUCGAUUGUAACCCGGCGUCUGGAAGUGCAUUCUCGUGUGGUGACACAUUGAUAACGUGUACUGCAACCGACACGCAGAGCAAUGAACUAACCAUCAGCGGUGUAGUCAACCUCGUAUGUCCAGAUACCCUCCCUCCCGUGCUGACAUGCAAUUCAACUGUGAUAGUCUAUGAUGAGGAUGAUGAUGGCAUCGAACUAGUUACCUACUUUGCAUCUGCCACCGAUAAUUGUGGAGAGGCCACAGUCACUUGCGUGAGAGAGAAUCCAGAUGAGUUUAGUUGCGGAUCGACAAUUGUCGCGUGCACUGCAGUUGAUUUGGCAGGUUUUACAGUUAGCUGUGACAUUGAAGUCAUUGUGGUUUGCGAUACCACUCGUCCAAACAUUACAUGUGAUCAUAUACUAACUGUUGACUGCGACAAAGAUGGCAAUGAGGUGAUACAAUACGAUGUAUCGGGUGUGGAUGAUGACGGAACGCCCAUAACACCUGUGUGUAAUCCACCGAGUGGAUCCGUUUUCACCGUGGCUGAAUCGCCAAAGGAAGUCAUCUGCACAGUAACUGAUGAUUCAGACAACGAACAAACAUGUAGAUUUAAUGUCGAAGUGGUGCCAGAUGCAUUCGAUCCAUUUAUCGUUGUUGAAGACUAUGAAACUGAUACGACUCAAUGUGGAGGGAUUGAAGUAGACUACCCUAUUCCAGUUGUAGAAGAUACCUGUGAAUCUACCGUUGUAUGUGUUCCCGAAACUGGCAGCCAUUUUGAUUGCGGGUCGACAACAGUCACGUGCACAGCUACUGACAAUAAUGAUAAUGUCGACAUAAAAUAUUUCGAAGUUCUCGUUAAUUGUUUGGGUGACGAUGCACCAGUGAUAACUGGUGUAGGAGAUAUUACAGAAGAUAUAUGCAUUGGGAGCAGUUUUGAUGUGAAUUUUGAUGUCACCGCCAUGGACGACUGUGAUGGAGCUCUUACACCGACGUGCAAUCCUCCGUCAGGCCAUUCCUUUACUUGUCAAUCAACUGAAGUAACCUGUUCUGUAACCGACAGUGCUGGAAAUGUUGCCUCCAUUGACUUCCUAGUUACAAUAAAUUGCGAUGAGGAACCUCCCACAUUCUCUCCCGUGCAAGAUGUCAUUGUUGACCCAGCACACUGUAGUGGCUCGUAUGGUCCAUUUGACGAGGUAGAGGCAUUUGAUAACUGUGAAGUAGAUACAUUUUCAUGCAGUCACCAGCCAAGCGACCUUUUUACUUGUGGCACAACUACCGUUAGCUGUUUUGCCAACGAUGUUUCUGGAAACUCCGCGGUGGUCUCAUUUGAUGUAACACUAGUUUGUGACGACAGUGAACCCCCAACAGUUAAUGUUCCCGAAGACAUUACUAAAGAGAGUUGUACUUCAACCGGUCUUUCAGUCGACUUCUCUGCAUCGGCUAUUGAUGAUUGUGAUGGGGACGUCCCACUGCAGUGUACUAAGGACCCAGGAGACCACUUCGACUGUGGUUUAACCACUGUCGUGUGUACUGCCGUAGAUAGUUCAGGAAACUCGUACUCACAAAGCUUUAUUGUAACCGUUAUAUGUGACCAAGGGCCUCCAGUUCUUGGACCCUGCUCCGGUGACAUCGUAACUCCAAGAGACUGUGAAGGCGAUGGUGAGACCGCCAACUUUGAGAUUCCCACGGCCACCGAUGGUUGUGAUGUCACAGUAACUUGCGAUUAUGAACCAAAUGAGUAUAAAUUCCCAUGCGGGGCACCAACAACUGUCACGUGCACAGCUCUAGAUGAAGCCGGCACGAUAAGUUCGUGCACAUUUACCGUCACUGUUCCUUGUGAUAACACCGAUCCAGAUAUACUUUGUCCAGAUGAUGUCAUCGUCAUUGAUUGUGAGUCUGAUGGACAGGAUGUAUGCUGGCAGUCUCCAGUAGUGAGCGACGACUGUGGUGUUGACAAAAUUGAGUAUAGUGAAGAUAUAUACAGCCCACUACUUCCAGGAGAAUAUACAGUGGUGGCAACAGUUUACGAUCUUAGCGGUAACUCUGACAGCUGCACAUUUACUGUGUCCGUAGCUGAAGACACUGAACCACCCAUGAUGGACUGCAUACCAGGUAUAACUCUUACUGACUGCGAACAAGAUGGCGAAAUUGCUACAUGGGAUAUACCUGAAGCAUCAGACAACUGCGGCGAAGUGACUGUCUCCUGCUCACAAUCAUCCGGCCUCACUGUUUAUUGUGAUAAUCCAGUAGAUGUAGAAUGUACUGCGACAGAUGCUGCUGGACUCACAUCCACUCAAACGUUCACUAUAAAUGUAAUCUGCGAUACAAAUCCACCAGUAUUUGAUACCGGGUGUGACGACUGCGUAAUUGUCGAUGCGGGCACGGAUUUUGAAACAUCCGUAGAUUUUGUCAAACCAACAGCACAUGACCGGGAAUGCAGCGCAACGGUAACCUGUACCUAUGAGCCAGGUGACGUAUUCCCCUGUGGUUCGACAGAAGUCACGUGCACAGCCGAAGAUGAAAGUGGUAAUAGCGUGUCGUGCUCCUUCUCUGUGUUAGUUAUAUGCGAAUGUGUCUGCCAGGCUACCGGUGAUCCGCAUCACAACACUUUCGAUGGAAAAGCUUUUAACUUUCAAGGUACAUGUACAUAUACACUAGUCGAAUACUUACAAGGGUUCCGCAUCGAUGCCAGAUAUGCAUUACGAAAUGCAAGACGUCGAGUGUCUGUUGUGAGAAGUGUUACCAUUUAUUUGCCUGGACAUGUCAUUGUUAUGUUAGGAAACAGACAAAUAACGAUUGAUGGGGAGUCAGUAUCUCGACCAUACUCACUUGGGCACUGCUCCAUUGAUAGAGCUGGUGUUUUCACAUGCCCGGGUUUGUUCUGGGUGAGAUACAGGGGCAUUAACGCUUUCAUCGGAAUAGACUAUUCGCUUAAGGGUACUACUAGAGGAUUAUGUGGCGACUGCGAUGGCGAUAUAACCAAUGAUUUCCGUAUGCCAAAUGGUGUAAUUACUACUAACAGAGUGGAGUUCGGUAACAGCUGGAAGUCAGAGUAUGACGACGCAUGCCCCGAUGAGGUAGAUGAUGCCGAUUGUCCGGAUACAGGCGACGACCUAGUCUUGCACCAGGCUAAAUGCGAUUUCUUGAUCGAUCCCAAUGGCGUGUUUAGUGAAUGUAUUCCGGUUAUAGACCCGUCAUUUUAUUUCGAUUCAUGUUGGUAUGACGUGUGCAUAACCGAGGACGACAAUAUAAUUUGUGAUUACCUUCAGCUAUACUACGAAGACUGUCGAGACUCUGGUAUCGAUGUCGACAUUUCCGAAUUCAGAGAUAUGUCAACCGGUUUAUGUCCUUUGACAUGUCCAGCUAACAGCCAUUACAGUACUUGUGUAUGUGAACAGUCGUGCGGAAGUUUUGAGUAUUGUAUACCUGCGUAUUGCAUAGACGGUUGCCAAUGUGAUGAUGGAUACGUACGAGAGGGCCCUGACUGCAUACCUGAGACUGAAUGUGGAUGUACAGUACUUGGGGAAUACCACCCACUUGGCGACACAUGGACCAACGACGACUGUUCAGUUGUUUGUGUUUGUCGCGAAGAUGGCGUUGAGUGCCUAUUCAAUGAAUGUGAGGAACUGGAAUUUUGCGGUGUUGAUGAGGGUCAACUGGGAUGCCAUUGUAGAUAUGGUCUUGAUGAGAACGGCGAAUGCAAGGAGCCAUGCGACGAGUUGCCACCGGAUAUAACGUGUCCAUAUGAUAUGAUAGAAAUUGAUUUUGAUAAUGAUGGCACUGCGACUGUUACUGUUAUAUUGCCUACCGCCACCGAUGAAAACGAUGUAUUAGUAACAUGUGACAUUAUGGGCACUGUUGAGUUAGAUGUUGGAGUUACAACUAUCACCUGUGUCGCCGUUGACUCUUAUCUCAACAGCGCUACAUGUAGCUAUACUGUCAAAGUUGUGAAGGGAAUACAUGAGGUGCAAUUACCAUGUACCAAAUAUCUGUUCUACUUAAAGAAUAAGUCUCAACACUUUGCCAAACAUUUCUGUGAAUCGGAGAUGUCUCAUCUUGCGACGAUCCCUAACAGAGCAGUCAACAAUCUUUUGGUGGACUACAUUGAAUCAGACAGCAGUCUUCGAGAUUUCUGCUACUGGUUUGGCGCUGUUAAUGUUGACGAUGACGAAUACUGGACGUACACUCACGAGGACAGAUCAGUUUGUUACAACAAUUGGGGACCUGGUCAACCGAACCAAUACAAUGAACGAGACUGCGGACUCUUCUGGUCUGGUACUUCGAGUGAGAUGCGAAUGUGGAAGACCCAGAAAUGUGCGUAUGAAAACGCGUUUAUCUGUGAAAAACCAUGACGGGUGACAUGGAAGAAGCUUUUUGAAAUUGUAGACAGUGUACACAGAAUUAAUCGUAUAGAAUACUACUGAGUUGUAAUUUUUUUUUUAGAAUUAGAUUAAACUGAUUUUGAAACCUGAGAA
Messenger RNA from Saccoglossus kowalevskii, 9614 nucleotides. RefSeq lists its product as uncharacterized. The record is from RefSeq and is a predicted model, not a curated record. Lineage: Eukaryota; Metazoa; Hemichordata; Enteropneusta; Harrimaniidae.